AUGACUCUCUUCAGUACACAGAUAGCUGGCAUCGCUAUAGGGGUCUUCUUCGCACUAUCCCUCAUCAUGUUCGCCCUUUAUUACUCGAUUGAUCGUCUUCGCAAGCAAAAUGGCACAGCCAAAGCAACAACGCCGUCAUCUCCUACUGGCUCUGGUUCCCCGAUACCUCCUCCACAACAUCUUAUGGACAAUCAGAGGCGCACCUCCAAUCAAUAUUCACAUCCUCAGCAAGAGCAUUCACGUCCAAGCCUAGAGUACGGACCCGGUCCAACUUGGGUCGCGACACCCGAGCCCGAAACGUAUCGUUUCAACACGCUUAGAGCAGUACCAGCUACGCCAAAGACGUCCUCCGCGAGUGCCAUGCGUCCUGUUACUUCGGAGUCGGACAAGCGGAGUAGUCUGCACCAGGCGGUCUUGGGUGCGGGUACAAGUCGCGGUCGGAAGAACAACAGUGAUGCCACAAAGGAAGCCGUGGAGACUGCUAGAGCAAAGGAUUUGGAUGACGACCACGUUGCUGGCAGUAGCAUUGGCAGACAGAAAACGUACACUGGAGCUUGGCCUUGA
Alternaria hordeiaustralica is the source of this 564-nucleotide messenger RNA. RefSeq lists its product as uncharacterized. The coding region runs from base 1 to 564 and encodes 187 amino acids. The record is from RefSeq and is a predicted model, not a curated record. The transcript has a single exon. Lineage: Eukaryota; Fungi; Ascomycota; Dothideomycetes; Pleosporales; Pleosporaceae.